AUGAUGAUGAUGUCCCUAAACAGCAAGCAGGCGUUCAGCAUGCCCCACGCGGGCAGCCUGCACGUGGAGCCCAAGUACUCGGCGCUGCACAGCGCCUCCCCGGGCUCCUCUGCGUCCGCUGCGCCCUCGGCGAGUUCCCCCAGCAGCUCCAGCAAUGCGGGCGGCGGCGGUGGCGGUGGCGGAGGCGGCGGAGGCCGGAGCAGCAGUUCCAGCAGCAGCGGCAGCGGCGGCGGCGGCGGCGGGGGCUCUGAGGCGAUGCGGAGAGCUUGUCUUCCAACCCCACCGAGCAAUAUAUUCGGCGGGCUGGAUGAGAGUCUGCUGGCCCGUGCCGAGGCUUUGGCCGCCGUAGACAUCGUCUCCCAAAGUAAGAGCCACCACCACCAUCCGCCCCACCACAGUCCCUUCAAGCCGGACGCCACUUAUCACACCAUGAACACCAUCCCGUGCACGUCGGCAGCCUCCUCUUCAUCUGUGCCCAUCUCGCACCCGUCCGCGCUGGCAGGCACCCACCACCACCACCAUCACCAUCACCAUCACCACCACCAGCCGCACCAGGCUCUGGAGGGCGAGCUGCUGGAGCACCUGAGCCCCGGGCUGGCCCUGGGAGCCAUGGCGGGCCCGGACGGAACCGUGGUGUCCACUCCUGCUCACGCACCGCACAUGGCCACCAUGAACCCCAUGCACCAAGCAGCUCUGAGCAUGGCCCACGCGCACGGGCUGCCCUCGCACAUGGGCUGCAUGAGCGACGUGGAUGCAGACCCGCGGGACCUGGAGGCGUUCGCCGAGCGCUUCAAGCAGCGACGCAUCAAGCUGGGAGUGACCCAGGCAGAUGUGGGUUCGGCACUGGCCAACCUCAAGAUCCCAGGCGUGGGCUCACUCAGCCAGAGCACCAUCUGCAGGUUCGAGUCUCUCACGCUGUCGCACAACAACAUGAUCGCGCUUAAGCCCAUCCUGCAGGCAUGGCUGGAGGAGGCCGAGAAAUCCCACCGCGAGAAGCUCACCAAGCCCGAGCUCUUCAACGGUGCGGAGAAGAAGCGCAAGCGCACGUCCAUCGCAGCGCCAGAGAAGCGCUCCCUGGAAGCGUACUUCGCCAUCCAACCAAGGCCCUCCUCCGAGAAGAUCGCGGCCAUCGCGGAGAAGCUCGAUCUCAAGAAAAACGUGGUACGCGUCUGGUUCUGCAACCAGAGGCAGAAACAGAAGAGAAUGAAAUACUCCGCCGGCAUUUAG
This is a messenger RNA of Peromyscus eremicus (cactus mouse), 1227 nucleotides long. It is a transcript of the gene Pou4f2, whose product is annotated as POU class 4 homeobox 2. The coding region runs from base 1 to 1227 and encodes 408 amino acids. Gene Ontology annotation, biological process: regulation of transcription by RNA polymerase II. The record is from RefSeq and is a predicted model, not a curated record. Lineage: Eukaryota; Metazoa; Chordata; Mammalia; Rodentia; Cricetidae. The transcript has 2 exons. Gene Ontology annotation, molecular function: RNA polymerase II cis-regulatory region sequence-specific DNA binding; DNA-binding transcription factor activity, RNA polymerase II-specific.